Molecule: messenger RNA, 622 nt
Organism: Erigeron canadensis
Lineage: Eukaryota; Viridiplantae; Streptophyta; Magnoliopsida; Asterales; Asteraceae
Product: two-component response regulator ARR17
Exons: 5
Coding region: 20-415 (131 amino acids)
Biological process (GO): cytokinin-activated signaling pathway; phosphorelay signal transduction system
Source: RefSeq, a predicted model, not a curated record
AUAUUUAUUAUAGCUAGAUAUGGAUUAUUGUUGCGAAGAAGAGAAUGUACCUCAUGUUUUGGCCGUUGAUGAUAAUCUCAUCGAUCGUAAACUCGUUGAGAAAUUGCUCAAGAAUUCUUCUUGCAAAGUGACUACAGCAGAAAACGGAAUGAGAGCAUUGGAGUAUCUUGGCAACAACGGUCCAAAAGUAAAUAUGAUAAUCACGGAUUACUGCAUGCCAGGAAUGACGGGGUAUGAGCUACUUCAGAAAAUCAAGGAAUCAUCAAUCUUAAAGGAGGUUCCGGUGGUCAUAAUGUCAUCAGAGAAUAUCCCAACACGAAUCAAUGAAUGUUUAGAAAUGGGAGCACAAACGUUCAUGCUGAAGCCGCUGAAGUUAUCGGAUGUGAAGAACCUGAGACGUCAAUUAGCAAAAUGAUUACUAGGUUCACAUAUAGUAACUAAUGUUAAGCUAUUUCAGUUGAUCGAUUACCGCUGGUCCAUGUUUGUAUUUUUUGUCUCUCUUAUUAUUGAACCGUGCAGCCUUAGAAGUUUUGCCUUUUCUAUGAUUAUAGUGUUCAAUGCAAACGUUUGUAGUAAGACGAAUAUGUACGUCAAAGUUUUCUUUUGGUUAAAAGAUCGAGUU